Messenger RNA from Symbiodinium sp. CCMP2592, 1014 nucleotides. The record is from the annotation of a GenBank genome assembly. Lineage: Eukaryota; Dinophyceae; Suessiales; Symbiodiniaceae.
AUGCAGCUGAGCAGUGUGAUUUUUCGGCUGCUCGUGGCGGCCUCCGUGGCAUCUGCUAACCGACUGAGGUCAGCGGCAAAGGACAAGUACGGCUUCUAUUUCCCCGUGCACAGCCAGAUCCCGUCCACGCUCAAUGUCCUUCAAUCCGUGCGCCGGUUCUACCCCAACUCGCCAAUCUACGUGUUGCAGGACGGCGGAAAUGUGGAUUUCGGCCCGCUGUGCAAAACCAAGAAGUACAACUGCAUGUUCGAGAGCGUCAAAGGCGAGAACAGCCGAUGGAACCCUCACAGCUGGUUCGCACGCUUCCGCGAAGCGACCAAGGCCUUGGGAACGGAGUACGUGAUCUACUUGGAGCCGGAUGUGCUGGUCAGGAAGCACCACGCCAUUGAGCCCAAGAACGAUGCGGGUGGCAUCUUCGACGAUUUCAACCCGCACAUGCAUCCGGACACCAUCAAAUACUUGGAGAAGAUGGGCCGAGAGCGCAAUCCACACUUCAAUGUGUCCUGGAUCCACUUCGGCCUUAGCGGAGGAUCCUACUACAAGGCAGAGGCCAUCUUAGACGCCUUCGACCCGAAGUGGGUGCGACGCCUUGACUUCGAAGGCAUGGAGAAGCGUGAGGGAGACAAGACCAUGAGCAGCGAUUUCGCCAUGCUGGUUGCCCUGUAUGCCCGCGGAUGGGAUGUGUACCCAUGGGAUGAGGUUUCUCAGCACUGGCUGGCCCCUCGCAAGCCCGGUGAACCCGAAAGGAAGUCAGAGAAGAUGAGCGCAGCCUUCGAGCACAACCACAAGGAGCACUACAACGAUCAUGUGCCGGACGAAGAGCGUAAGCUGAUCACCACCUUGGUGGAGAGGCACCAGGACACAACCUGCCAUGGCUGCGUCUGGUACCAUGAUGCCGAUCCGAAGCAGGUGCGUCCCAUCCCGGGCAAGCAGCCACCCAUGCCGGCCGCUGGACGGAACCAGGGACGUACUAUCAGGGUUUCGGAUUCGGGAUUGAAGGCUGGUAGGCUUUGA